Molecule: messenger RNA, 1104 nt
Organism: Sclerotinia borealis F-4128
Lineage: Eukaryota; Fungi; Ascomycota; Leotiomycetes; Helotiales; Sclerotiniaceae
Source: the annotation of a GenBank genome assembly
AUGUCGACCACCGCUGAUAAGAUCAGAGGAAUUGAAGAUGAGAUGUCCAAGACGCAGAAGAAUAAGGCGACGAGUUUCCAUCUUGGACAGCUUAAAGCAAAACUUGCUAAGCUCAAGAGAGAGUUGUUAACCCCUACGACCAGUGGUGGAGGAGCAGGUGUAGGAUUUGAUGUAGCACGUACAGGUGUCGCCAGUGUUGGAUUCAUAGGAUUUCCAUCUGUGGGGAAAAGUACAUUGAUGAGCAAACUUACCGGACAACACUCGGAGGCUGCCGCAUAUGAAUUCACAACCUUGACGACGGUACCCGGUCAGAUUCUAUACAACGGCGCAAAGAUACAAAUCCUGGAUCUUCCCGGUAUUAUACAAGGAGCCAAAGACGGAAAGGGUAGAGGUCGACAAGUUAUUGCGGUCGCUAAGACCUGCCAUUUGAUAUUCAUCAUACUUGAUGUCAAUAAGCCCUUGACGGAUAAGAAAAUCAUUGAAGAUGAAUUGGAAGGAUUUGGCAUUCGAAUCAACAAGUCACCACCUAAUAUCGUGUUCAGGAAGAAGGACAAGGGUGGAAUCAAUAUAACCAACACUGUCCCGAUGACGCAUAUUGAUCAUGAUGAGAUCAAGGCUGUCAUGAACGAGUACAAAAUCUCAUCCGCAGACAUCGCCAUUCGUUGCGACGCAACUAUCGACGAUCUGAUAGACGUACUGGAGGCUAAAGGACGAAGUUAUAUUCCUGUCAUUUAUGCAUUGAACAAAAUCGAUGCUAUAUCGAUAGAGGAACUUGAUUUGCUUUACAGAAUUCCUAACGCAUGUCCCAUCUCUUCUGAGCAUGGGUGGAACGUUGAUGAACUGUUAGAACAGAUGUGGGACAAACUUAACCUCGUCAGAGUUUAUACAAAGCCCAAAGGAAGAUUGCCUGAUUACACUGCACCAGUGGUGCUACGUUCCAACAGGUGUACAGUUGAAGAUUUUUGUCAAGCAAUCCACAAAACUAUUGUGGACGAUUUCCGGGUAGCUAUUGUUUAUGGAAAAUCCGUAAAGCAUCAACCACAGCGUGUAGGGCUUAGUCACGAACUAGGGGAUGAAGAUAUCAUUACCAUUAUCAAACGAUAG